Molecule: messenger RNA, 1695 nt
Organism: Closterium sp. Naga37s-1
Lineage: Eukaryota; Viridiplantae; Streptophyta; Zygnematophyceae; Desmidiales; Closteriaceae
Source: the annotation of a GenBank genome assembly
AUGAAGCUGGAGAACCGUUCGACGUUGGUUGCAGGUGCUGUGUCCAUCACACCUCCCUCUCUCCCUCUUUCCCUCUCCUUUCCCUCCUUCUUUCCCCCUCAUGCCAUACCUUCCUUGCCCCACUUCUACACCCAUGUUCCCCUCCCGUGUGCCCUCCAUCUCUCUCCUCCUUUUGAGCCGCCUCAAAAGCCAUCUUUCCCUGCUCCGUGCGUGCACUCCAUCUCCCUCCGCCUCGUCUCUUUGCCUACCUCCUCAGCCUCGCACAAUCAAUUUUCCCUCUGCACUCCAUCGCCCCUCUCCACUCCAUCGCCCCUCUCCACUCCAUCACCCCUCCCCACUCCAUCACCCCUCUCCACUCCACCAUCACCACUCUCCACUCCAUCAUCGUCCCUCUCCACUUCAUCAUCGCCCCUCUCCACUCCAUCAUCGCCCCUCUCCACUCUCCAUCGCCCCUCUACGUUCACCUGCAGACAGCGGGCGUUCUUCGUGGCACUCCUCGCCUUUGACACCCUCGCCAACCGCUCCUCAGGACCUCUCGAGGCGCCGGCAUGGGAUGAUGCUGUGAACGGGUGGACAGACCUGCGACUGGCAGCUCAAGUCACGUACCGCCCCGCCUCCUCCUCCCACCAGGUGCUCUCCUCUCAGACACAUGGUGUUGAGUAUGGUUGCAUUGCAUGGCCCAAGCACCUCUGCCCUUUCGCUCUCUCCCCUGCCCGCACCCCUUCCAUGUUGGAUGCGCCUCAAAAUUCGCCUGCGCCCCAUGCAAACACCCUUGCCCUCUCUCUCCCCGCCCCCCUUCCCCGUCCACUUGACCUGUCGCCCUUCCCCGGCCCCUACGUGCUCUCUCUGCAUCUGCUCUUCUCCAACGCGUGUCAGACCCGCACUUCUCUCAGCAACGCCUACAACCCCGGCUUCCAGAACUAUCAUCUGGUGGCCCUCCGCAAGCUGCAAGUCACCAGCCCCCAGCCGUACUCCCCAGACGCACUCAGAAGGAGCCUCCCCUGGUGCACAGCUGCCCUGCUGCGCUCGUCUGGCAACGAGGGCUAUUGGAAGGACCAGCAGUGGCGCCCCCACGCGUGCCGCCUCAAGGCCGUGCAGCCCUACGGUGCUCUCCGCUGCUUCCACCGCAAGCAGCGCGUGCUGCUCAUGGGUAGGGAGGGGUGCUCAUGGCCCGCCCUAUUCCUCUCUCAACCAACCUACGUGGCACCUGUCUCUACCUUUCUGCGCAUGUGCCGCCAUAUCUGCCCCCCACAGGGCAUCCACGGGUUUCACGGGUUUCCCCAGGUGUGGAGCCCCUUCAAUGAGAGCGAGGGGAGUGGAGGCGAGCAGCUGUUGCGCAUGCGUGUGCGCGGACCCCAUUUUGUUAACACCUUCUACCUCGGCUCGCUCUAUAACGGCUUUGUGCGCGCCAGCCGCCCAGACACACCCUUCCGACUCGUCGCCUUUGGCGCCUCCCUGCACGAUCUCACCACAUCGAACUCAACACAGGACUACAGAAGCGCGGCAACCUCGCACCUGCUGCCCAGCUUGCGGAGGCACUUGCAGGACGCGCGGCGGGUGACCUUCUUUGGCCCGUGGGCAGCGAGAGAGGACAUCAAGCCCCGCUGGAUCAUCAACAAAAGCAACAACGUGCGCGGCAUGGCCUUCGAGGAGGAAGCUUCCAGGUGGGUGGCACUUCAGGGAAAGUUUUCAUAA